Oryzias latipes (Japanese medaka) is the source of this 670-nucleotide messenger RNA. It is a transcript of the gene atp5pd, whose product is annotated as ATP synthase peripheral stalk subunit d. Gene Ontology annotation, biological process: proton motive force-driven ATP synthesis. Gene Ontology annotation, molecular function: proton transmembrane transporter activity. The record is from RefSeq and is a predicted model, not a curated record. Lineage: Eukaryota; Metazoa; Chordata; Actinopteri; Beloniformes; Adrianichthyidae.
GAACCGCGCAUGCGCAGACUCUCUCCAGCAGGGGGCGGUAGCGGCUGAGUGCUGCACUCAUCUGUGAAGGAGAAAGGCCACUUCCGGCGCUCCGUGCUGUUCAUUCGACGCUUAUCGCAGUGAGACCGUGGAGAUGGCGAGCCGCCGCGUUGCCCUGAAGGCCGUCGACUGGUUGGCGUUUGCUGAACGUGUCCCGCCCAACCAGCGCAGCAUGUUCAACGCUCUGAAGACUCGCAGUGAUGCCAUUUCUGCCAAACUAGCAUCUUUGCCAGAAACUCCUGCUGCUAUUGACUGGAGCUUCUACAGGAGUGCAGUGGCUAAAGCUGGAAUGGUUGAUGAGUUUGAGAAGAAGUUUAAAGCGCUGCAAAUCCCUGAGCCUGUUGAUACUCAGACCAGCGCCAUCAACGCACAGGAGGCCGAGGCUAAUAAAAGCGCAUUAGCUUACGUGGAAGCAUCAAAGGCCCGCAUUGCUCAGUAUGAAGAGGAGCUCACUAAAUUUAAGAACAUGAUCCCCUUUGACCAGAUGACCAUGGACGACCUCAGCGAUGCUUUCCCUGAGACCCGACUGGACAAGGUCAAAUAUCCUUACUGGCCCCACAAGCCCAUCGCAGACCUGUAAUUAUCUCAUGGAACCUUGUCUCACAAUAAAGAUUAUGUAUUUUAAAGCGAA